AUGGCGCUCAAAUUGAUUUGCGGUCAGAGUUCAAGGGGCUCUCGUACUGGGAUGUCUAUGAUGUUUGUUGUGUGGACGGGUUUUCUAUUCUUAACUAUUGUAUCAGAAUCGGACCAAUCUACUGAACAAAAAUGUUCCAGUCUAACUUUGGGAUAUAAAGAAGAAGUCUCAUUUAAUUCUAAAGAGCCACAAGAGGCUGAGAGAUUUGCCAAUCAUUGGCACUGUUACUGUUACGAAGGACAAGUACAGUAUCUACAUCUUCUCUGGUCCAACCCAGUGAUCAAACUUCAGUUUGCUAACAACACAAUACCAGAACAGUUCUUCAAAAUUAAUGGGGAUUCUGAGGAGGAAAUCUGGAAAAAGAAAGAUGCCCCCAACCCAUUUCUCAGCUUAAUUCAGCGAUUCAAUCUUAUCUUCAACAAGGAUAGAGAGGACGUAUCACUGAAAGCAUUUAACAAGAGUUGUGUGGCAGUGCAAACAGAUUCAUCUUACAGUCUCUCUUUCAGUGUUAAGUAUGUUGAACUGUGGUAUGUAGCAUACCUGACUGCUGGUAUCGUUAUCUUCUUAUCAGGCAAGAGCUGGAGUCAUAAUACCUAUCUACACUAUAGUACUGGGGUAACUAUAGGUGUAAUGGCGUCCAUUAUAUUCCUCCUGAUAUUUCUCAGAAGACUGUUUCCUGAGAGUCUUCGAAAGGUCAGCUACCUUAUGAUUGCAGCUGCUACUUCAACAUCUGUCUGGUUCUGGACAUAUUUCCUGAAUCAGAUUUUUGACCCAGUUACGGGUACACUGAUUCAGUAUUGGCAGUAUAUUUUGGGCUAUGUCAUCUUGACAGGCCUGAUUAGUUUCUGUGCCUGCUACAGGUACGGCCCAGUGACAGACACUCGCAGCCUCAAUCUUAUACAGUGGUUUAUACAACUGAUUGGACUGUUUCUAGUGUACCAGGGAACACAGAUCCCUGAGUUAUCAGUGGCCAUCAUCGUUGUGUUAGUGACACUGUACAAUAUUCCUAAAGGAUUUUAUCGAAAUAGAUUUACCUACUAUCUUAGGUUCAAGUUUUUCACACCUAAACGGAAGUUUCUGACUGAAGAAGAGUAUAACAAACAGGCCAAUGAGGAGACUAAGAAGGCACUAGAUGAAUUGCGUAGCUUCUGUCAGAGCCCUAAAUGUGACACGUGGAAAGUUGUUAGUCUUCUGUCCACACCAACAAAGUUUGCCAAAUUUGUGGAGGGGGAUUCUUGGCACGUUACAGAUGAGGAACUACUGGAAUACGACAGUGGGCCAGAACCAUUACCACCAGGAGACCUAGAUUCUUCAGAUGAGGAGGAUGAAAUGGACUUCAUACUGAGUUCACCUUAAAUUUCAUAUUCCAAAUGCACAACAUGAUGUAUUAGAAGUAUUCAUGAAACAUGUGGACUCCCAUGUUCAACUCAAGACACCUUACCACCAUUGUUCAUUAAUUUCCUCAGAGACGAAAAAAAAUGGAGUGGUUCUCCAAGGCUUUGAACUUCAUAUCAACCUUUAGCUUUUGUACUUGUUAAGAUAAAUGAAAUAUGACUUGGAUGUGAUGAGAGGUAGCUGUUAGUUUUGAGAGAAGAAAUUUGUCAGGCAGUAAGCCCAUGCCAUGUAUUAAGCCCACCCAAAGUAAACAAAAGAAAAACAGCUCCUUGUUUGUUAAGUUUGGAAAUUUCUUUAUAUUUCACUUUAAAAUCAUGAAAUUUAAUUUCUUGUAGCUUUAAAUGUUAUGUUUGGAGUAUUGUACAUAUCUAGCAUAAGGCUGCUCAGUAACAUUGAUGUUGUAUGGUUUAUCUACAACUCCAAGCUUUAACCUUACUGUUUAUAUAUAUUGAUAUUUAAACAGCUAAGUGUAUUAAUGACUAGGACCCGGGGUGGGGGUGGGGAAGGAGGCACAGUGUCCCUCAAUGUCUUAAUCGUUGCAAUCCUGAUGAACCUGCUCUCUUUGGAUAAAAAUGUAAACAAGAGGUCUUACUUGGGUAAUCCAUGUAAUAAAGCUGAUAGUAGUAAGUCAGACACAGGAGGUUCUUUUCAAAUCAAGGGCAAGCUGUUAUCAGAACCAUAAGUGUACAUUUUAUUGUUUAAGUAUUUGUUAAAUAAGGGAGUGCAUAAGUAUCAUCACAUCGUCAAAUUAGAACUGAACUUGAACAAGAAUUAAUGAUUAUAUAGUAAAUGGUUUACAUAUGAGAUUGAUGGAAUAAACCGUCCCCAUGUUAAGUGUGUGUAGAUAGAAUGUAGGACUCACUUAUAGGAUUAAUAGAUCAACUAUCCCCAUAGUUGAGUGUGUAUUAUAGCAUAUAAGUUGUGUUAACAUCAUGUAUAAAUGCUUUUCCUAUACAGUUUUUGAAUGAUUUUUCACUAAAUUGAGUGUGUGUAUAUAGCAUGUGUAAUGGUUGAAUGAUUUUUCACUUAGUUGAGCGUGUGUAAAUAGCAUGAGUAAUGGUUGAAUAACUUUUCACUAAGUUGAGUGUGUGUAAAUAGCAUGUGUAAUGGUUGAAUGACUUUUCACUUAGUUGAGCGUGUGUAAAUAGCAUGUGUAAUGGUUGAAUGACUUUUCACUAAGUUGAGUGUGUGUAAAUAGCAUGUGUAAUGGUUGAAUGACUUUUCACUAAGUUGAGUGUGUGUAAAUAGUAUUAGUGUAAAUGGUAUGUGUGUGUAUAUUGUUUGCCUUGUCAUUGAUAGUACUAGUAUCAUUACUCAGUUUGUGUUGAUAGUUCACUAGCUAUUGUUAGGAAACAUGUCGCCCCUUGUGAUGUUAGAAUUGUUUAUCUGAUUAUUAAUAUUAUCUCUGGCAGAGUGCUGCUCUCCUAUUUAAAAUUGUUAUCCCCGAUUUCAAGAGUGCUUCUUCAUAUUUUUUUCAAUUCAGAAAUGCUUUCCCUGGGUAUAGUUCUUAUGUUUUGUCUAUACCAUUUUUGUUAUUGAUAAUGAAUGAAUCUUAGUACUGGUAGUCAGUAAUAGUCAAUGUUUGUAGUGGCUCCAGUCACAUCGAACAGAUGCUAACUUUCUGAGGUGACAGUAUUGGGUGACAGUAUGGUGGUGACACUGGUGCUAUGUAAUGAUUUGUAGUGGUUCCUGAGCAUCUUUUACACCUGAUAGACUCCUUUGAAGACUUGGGUUUUGUAGUCAGUAAUGGUCACAAGAAUCAAAAGUCCAUAUAUACAAUCAGUAUAAGAUUUAAGUAUGACGCUUCAAAUGAUUACAAGGUCACCUUCAUCAGACAAAUGACCAGUGUGAUGCAUACUAGCACUGAUGUACAAAAUCAUAAAGAGUCUCACUGGUCAUUUGUCUGAUGACCACAAAGUCAUCAAAGCAUCACACUUAAAUCUUCUACUGGUUGUGUUUUCGGAACUUCUAUUCUAUUGAUAUUACCAAUUUGAAGAAAAAUUUUCCAAAGUGAUGGUCACUUUUGGUGGUGGCUUCGGAGUACCUGCCACAUCUGACUGAUGCCAACUUCCUGAUGUGACAGUGGGUAAAGACAGGGGUUUUGUGGUCAGUAAUUGAUUCUUCUCCUUCAUCAUAUUCAUAGCUCCAACUUGUCAAGACAUACUAGAUUGAUCUCUUUGGAGAAUUUGUUUUGUGUAUAGCUCCAACUUGUCAAGACAUACUAGAUUGAUCUCUUUGGAGAAUUUGUUUUGUGUAUAAAGCCAUUGUUUCUUUGAGACAAUAAUUUCACAUUUUCACUCAGCGCCUGUUAGAGUUACCGUGAAUGUACUUACUAUAAUACAUUUCUUUUUGGUAAAUUGGGUCAAUAAUUAAUUUGCACACAGUAGUAACAUUUUAGUGCAAAAUUUUCGCUAUGAAAAGUGCUAAUAUAAGAUCAUUGCUAAAAUAUGUGUGUUUACAGCAUAGAUCUUUUGAGCAGAUGUGGCUCAGGAAUUUUUUAAUGCUUCCCCGUGUCUAUAUAGCAAUGUAAAGAUCUCAGCAUAAUGUUUCAGUAUUUAUAUUUAACACAGUUUUUAGUACUAAGUCAAUAUUGAACUAACUAUUUCUGUUUUAGUGCUGUAAUCAGUAUAGUGUUUACAUUGAUUUUUGAAUCUAUAAGUUACCUUUUCACUUAAAUCUGUGUACAGAGUAGAUUUGUUGUAUUCAUGUGUAG
Molecule: messenger RNA, 4108 nt
Organism: Ylistrum balloti
Lineage: Eukaryota; Metazoa; Mollusca; Bivalvia; Pectinida; Pectinidae
Product: nuclear envelope integral membrane protein 1-like
Exons: 8
Coding region: 1-1356 (451 amino acids)
Cellular component (GO): nuclear envelope
Source: RefSeq, a predicted model, not a curated record